CAUACUCACUCCUGCUUGUCAAACACUGCAGUCCAGAACUUGCAUGUUUGCUUCCAGGUUGUCAGGGUCCAAGACAGGAGUCUCCUUCGUCAAUGAAUCAACACAACUGAGGACUUUGUUUCCAAGUGGAUCCAUCUGCUGCCUCAUCCCUGAUUUGAACGAAGAUGCUCUCCAGAAUGAGAAAAUCCAGAGCUUUCAUUCUACUCCUGUCAUCCCUCACAACCCUGGGCCUGGUCCUGCCUCUUCUCCCAGGUGGACGCAACACUCACUGUGCCUGCCCGAGAUGUCUCACAGAAGGAACUGAUGAGUUCAGUCAAGUCCUCAGGACUGCUCCCAAACCGUUUCUGUUGAAGAGCUCAAAAACAACAGAAGAGGACUUUAACUGGUGGAAGCAGGUCCAAAGGGAAAAAAAAACCUUCUCCGUUUUCACAACAAAAAUAGAUGAGCUGUUCCAGAUCUUUCCGCCCAGUCCAAAUCUGGUGGGGCCCAGUCCAGACCGCUGCAGGACGUGUGCUGUGGUGGGGAACUCUGGUAAUUUGAGAGGCUCCCAUUAUGGACACCUGAUAGACUCCCAUGAUAUCGUGAUCAGGAUGAACCGUGGGGUAACCACAGGCUAUGAAGUGGAUGUUGGCUCGAAAACAACUCAUCAUGUGAUGUACCCGGAGAGUGCCAAAAUGCUGGUCAACACCACCCAUCUGGUCUUCAUUCCAUUCAAGAUAAAGGAUUUACAGUGGCUUCAGAAAAAUUUCGUCCCUGGGGCCAAGUGGAGAGCCAACAAGGAUUUGGUGAUGAUCCUGAACCCUGCCUUCAUGAGGUAUGUUCAUGAAACUUUGCUGCAGAAAAGGGGCAGGUACCCCUCCACCGGCUUCCUGUCAGUGGCCUUCAGCAUGCAAAUGUGUGACCAGGUGAGUGUGUUCGGCUUUGGGGCUGACAGUCACGGAAACUGGUAUCAUUAUUUUGAAACUCUGCGAAACCGACGUCUCAAGACGGGCCCACAUGCUGGAACUCAUGAGUACAAUGUGAUCCUGCAGCUACAUGACGAAGCCAAGCUGCAGUUUUUUCAAGGAUUUUGAUUUAAUUAUUUAAGAACACACGAUGGAGCAGGCGGCUGUAAUGUCUGUAAUGUCUUUUCCUCAAGAUGUUAUGUUGAACACAUGCUUGAUUUUUACAAGUGCAAUGAAAAUUAUCAUUCGAGUGCUGUCAUAUGUUUUUAAUAAAAGCAAAUGUCUUCUAUUGUAAA
This is a messenger RNA of Synchiropus splendidus (mandarinfish), 1240 nucleotides long. Its product is annotated as CMP-N-acetylneuraminate-beta-galactosamide-alpha-2,3-sialyltransferase 1-like. The coding region runs from base 165 to 1073 and encodes 302 amino acids. The transcript is spliced from 7 exons. Gene Ontology annotation, molecular function: beta-galactoside (CMP) alpha-2,3-sialyltransferase activity. NCBI's taxonomy places the organism in Eukaryota, Metazoa, Chordata, Actinopteri, Syngnathiformes, Callionymidae. The record is from RefSeq and is a predicted model, not a curated record.